CAAUUUACGUCUCAGAGUCAGUGGGUUAGUGACUUUAGUCAGUAUUCAACACUGUGCAGUGCUGUGCAAUAUUUGUGUGGCAAAAUAAAGUGCCCUUUGUUUCAUUAAAAUACCUCCAGUGUUAAUAAUACUGCAAAAUGUCUCUAAUUAACGACAAGGAAAAUCUCCACAACGGAAUCAACAACGUGCAUAUCAAGUCACCCGUAAAGAGUAACGUACUCGCAGCACAAAAUGGCAACGUAAAAGAGGAAAAAUCAGAUAUAAUGGAUGUCGAAAAAACUGAGGAGUCUCCUGCGUUUGAUCCCCAGCUGGAACCUCUACUGCGCGAAAAUCCUCGUAGAUUCGUUAUCUUCCCAAUCCAAUACAACGACAUUUGGCAAAUGUACAAAAAGGCUGAAGCAUCUUUCUGGACUGUAGAGGAAGUAGAUCUAUCAAAGGAUAUGCAUGACUGGGAGAACCUAAAGGACAGUGAGAGACACUUCAUCAAGCAUGUGCUGGCAUUCUUUGCUGCCUCAGACGGCAUUGUCAAUGAGAACCUCGUGGAGCGCUUCUCACAGGAAGUGCAGGUCACAGAAGCCAGGUGCUUCUAUGGAUUCCAGAUUGCUAUGGAAAAUGUACAUUCUGAAAUGUACUCUUUGUUGAUUGACACAUACAUCAGAGAUCCUAAGGAAAGAGAUUUCCUAUUCAACGCUAUUGAAACACUUCCCUGCAUCAAAAAGAAGGCAGACUGGGCGCUACAGUGGAUUGGCAGCAAGACGGCAAGCUUUGGAGAGAGAAUAGUAGCGUUUGCCGCAGUUGAGGGCAUUUUCUUCUCAGGCAGCUUUGCCUCCAUCUUCUGGCUGAAGAAGAGAGGACUCAUGCCUGGCUUGACCUUCAGCAAUGAGCUUAUUUCCAGAGAUGAGGGCCUCCACACCGACUUCGCGUGCCUGAUGUUCAAGCACCUCGUGCAGAAGCCGAGCAAGGAGCGCGUGCUCACCGUCAUCAAGGACGCCGUCGUCAUCGAGCAGGAGUUCCUCACGGACGCGCUGCCGGUCAGACUGCUCGGCAUGAACUGCGACCUCAUGUCCGAAUACAUCGAGUUUGUCGCUGACAGGCUGCUGAUGGAUCUCAUUGGUGAAAAGCACUACAACACAAAGAACCCAUUCGACUUCAUGAACCUGAUCUCCCUGGAAGGCAAAACCAACUUCUUCGAGAAGAAAGUCGGCGAGUACCAGAAGUGGGGAGUCAUGGCCAACCGCAUGGACAACGUCUUCACGCUAGACGCAGAGUUUUAGCAUCUUACAGUUAUUUGUAGUAUCAUAUACCCACUAUUAUGCGAAGUUUAACUUUUAAACGCAUUUACAUAGAUAACUUUCUGUAUAUUUUAUACUACUAAGUAAGAUACUUGCAUAGGGCACAGUAAUUAUGGAUUAUAAAUUGUGUAAAGCGUGAUUGUAUGUUUUCUCGAUCGCUGAAAGAGUGUGUGCAUGAGCUGACAGUAUUAUUUGUUCCAAUAAUAGUGAAUUUUUAGCACAUUGAUUAGAUAUCUACCGGUGGAGCCGGUAUGGUUAUUGCUAUGUGAAAAUCUGUUUUCAUAAAUUCCUCUUGACAUCUCAUAGAAUAAUGACUACUAUAAGUGACCUUUAUUGUAAGUACCUGGCGGACAGAGAAUAUAUUAAAUAAGUAUAAAUAUUAAUUUAGAAUGAAGUUUAUUCCUGCAUUUUGUACUUUUUUUAAGAAUUAGUUUGGAUUAGGUUCUUAACGCAUUUUUUCUUAGAAUCGGUAACGUGUGAUAAUAAUGAUAAAUAAAAUUAAGCUUUUAAUGACUACAAAA
Leguminivora glycinivorella is the source of this 1813-nucleotide messenger RNA. It is a transcript of the gene RnrS, whose product is annotated as ribonucleoside-diphosphate reductase subunit M2. Gene Ontology annotation, molecular function: ribonucleoside-diphosphate reductase activity, thioredoxin disulfide as acceptor. Gene Ontology annotation, cellular component: cytosol. Lineage: Eukaryota; Metazoa; Arthropoda; Insecta; Lepidoptera; Tortricidae. The transcript is spliced from 6 exons. The record is from RefSeq and is a predicted model, not a curated record. The coding region runs from base 138 to 1274 and encodes 378 amino acids. Gene Ontology annotation, biological process: deoxyribonucleotide biosynthetic process.